This is a messenger RNA of Culicoides brevitarsis, 1326 nucleotides long. It is a transcript of the gene Syx7, whose product is annotated as syntaxin-7. The transcript has 4 exons. Gene Ontology annotation, cellular component: membrane; endomembrane system; synaptic vesicle. The coding region runs from base 203 to 994 and encodes 263 amino acids. The record is from RefSeq and is a predicted model, not a curated record. Gene Ontology annotation, molecular function: SNARE binding; SNAP receptor activity. NCBI's taxonomy places the organism in Eukaryota, Metazoa, Arthropoda, Insecta, Diptera, Ceratopogonidae. Gene Ontology annotation, biological process: vesicle fusion; intracellular protein transport; vesicle-mediated transport.
AACAACAAUGAACGAAAAUUGAUGUGAAAAAGUUGAAAAAUUAUUAAAAUUUCCUGUUUUUCGUGGAAAUUUUGAAUUAUUUCUCGCAAAAAUCGCAAAAAGUCAAGUCAUAGCUUAAGGAAAUAGUCGCCGUAGUGUCAUAAGAUUAAAAGUACUCGUUAAAAAUUGUUAAAUAAGAAAGACGUAAAAGACAGACUUCAUCAUGAGUUACUCAUCCUUUGAGACGUCCAACGAAGCAGAUUUCCAAAAAUUAGCGCAGACCAUAGGCACGAGCAUCCGAAAAAUCCUUCAAAAUGUAUCCUCGAUGCAGCGGAUGACGAAUCAGCUGGGCACGGCGCAAGAUAAUCCCGAACUGAAACAGCAAUUGCACCAAAUCCGCAUUUACACCCAACAGUUGGUCAAAGACACGGGAAAUCUCCUCAACGACUUGACAAGUUGCAAAGAACGUCAUCUGAAAAUCCAACGAGAUCGAUUAGUUGAUGAAUUUGCUGCCGCCCUUACAGCUUUCCAAACGGUCCAACGUAAAUUUGUCGAUUUGGAGAAGCAUGCGGUGCGUCAAGCAUACGAAAAUAAAAAUAUCGCCAUUAAUAAACCUCCGCCAACGUCAAAGGGCGGCUCGAAUAACAGCGGAAAUGCAUUUGUGGACCCGUUCGAGGAUAGUUUCGUGUCGCAAACGCAAACGCAGAUGCAAGACGACCUGGAAUUGCAACAACUCGAGGAACAGGAACGAUCGAUUCGUGAGUUGGAGGAGAAUAUUGUUAGCGUGAAUGAGAUUUACAAGAAAUUAGGAGCUUUGGUUUAUGAACAAGGUAAUACGGUUGACUCGAUUGAGGCGAGUGUCGAACAAACUUCGGUUUUUGUGCAACAGGGCGCCGAACAACUGAGAAAAGCGGGACAGUAUCGGAACAAAGUUCGUCGAAAGAAAGUGAUGUUCGUAUUAGUGGCAAUCGCUAUUUUAGCAAUUCUGUUUAUGAUUAUCUACAUCAGCAAUUAAAUAUUCACGCAUGCUUGAAUAAUUGAACACGAUAACUUGUUACAAGAAACACUUUUUAAGCAAAGAAGACGAUUAACAUCAUCACUAAACCACUAAAAAGAGAUAAAAAUGAUAUUAUUAUUACCUUAUUAGAGAGCCUUUAGUGCAAAAUGUUGCAAAAAUGGGCAUUAACGAAUGUUUUAUGCGAGAAAAUCGAUAUAAAAAGUCAAAUAGUUUCAGAAAAUGACGAAAAAUUUUAAAUUUUUAACAUUCCAAAGAAGAUUUUAUCAUUAUAACUUUUUUAAUAUAAAAAAAUUGACAAAAUAAUUUUUUUGAAUAUGUUCUAAAUCUUU